AUGGCGGAGGAGGUGAUCCUUCUGAGUUUCUGGCCGAGCAUAUUCGGAAUGAGGACGAUGAUUGCGUUGGAGGAGAAAGGAGUGAAGUAUGAGUAUAGAGAAGAAGAGGAUGUGAUCAAUAACAAAAGCUUCUUGCUUCUAGAGAUGAAUCCGGUUCACAAGAAGAUCCCGGUUCUCAUCCACAACGGUAAACCGGUCUGUGAAUCCAUCGUCCAGGUUCAGUACAUCGACGAGGUAUGGUCCAACAAGAACCCGUUACUCUCUUCCGAUCCUUACAAGAAAGCUCAAGCCUUGUUCUUUGCCGAUUUCAUCGAGAAGAAGUUGUGUGUAUGUGGGAGGAAGAUUUGGACAACGAAAGGAGAGGAGCUAGAAGCAGCCAAUAAGGAUUUUAUUGAAAUGCUCAAGACUCUUCAAUCUGAGCUUGGAGAUAAACCUUACUUUGGCGGCGAUCGAUUUGGGUUUGUAGACGUUGUUCUGAUUGGAUUCUACAGCUGGUUUCCAGCAUACGAGAAGUUUGGUAACUUUAGCAUGGAAACAGAGUGUUCGAAGCUGAUGGCUUGGGGAAAAAGGUGUAUGGAGAGAGAUAGUGUGGUUAAGUCUUUGCCUGAUCCUGAGAAAGUUAUUGGGUACGUUUUAAAGCUUAAGAAGUUAUAUGGGCUCGAGUAA
Messenger RNA from Microthlaspi erraticum, 666 nucleotides. Lineage: Eukaryota; Viridiplantae; Streptophyta; Magnoliopsida; Brassicales; Brassicaceae. The record is from the annotation of a GenBank genome assembly.